AUGGAGCUUGCACUGGGGAUUAUUGGCGUCUCGAGCGCAGUCGACCUUUGUUUCAGAUAUGGCGACUCCCUUCUUCGAAAGAUCAAGGAGUUCCGGGAUGCAGACGCCCUGAUAUCAGAAUCCAUCACCAAGGUCGAGUACUACUGGACUAAGACCAUUUGGCAGCUCAGGAUCAUCAAUAGGGUCUGGCAAAGUCUUGGUGAAGGGCAUCAAGACUUGAGCAAACAGAUUCUUCACAUCCUUGUCGUCAAGCUCAACAAGGCAGUUCUCAAUAUCGGCCAAGUCGAGAAACCCAGCAGCAACGCAAAACAGUGCAAAAUACUGUCAGCCAGGAGGAAGGGCAAAUACGUCCUUUUGGUCAAGGAAUGUCUGGACGAGACUCUCCGAGAGAUAAAGGCAUGGCAGAAGAUGUUUGAUCCAUCAUGGUAUCUGAUGAUUCGGGUGUCCGGUUCGGCCAUCGACGAGGAAUUUGCGAAUGCAAAUAAAAAUCUUCCUACGCUGGACGAUUCCAAGUCUAACUCUCUCUCUACAAUCCGCGGCUUGCGCCACAGCCCGCCAGAGGGAUCCCCCGAAAAGAAACAGAUAUUUCUACCCAGAAACGGUCUUGCUGCCACUCGGCGUCACAAUAUACCACUAUCAACUUCUCAGCUCUUGGAGAUGCCCGAUAGGAACUUCCUCGUCAUCCAGCCUGCAGAGUGUGACGACGUUAACAGUGACGUCUCGACGCUCACAAAAGAUGUCCGAAUCCUUGCUGGAAAGCUAAUGGGCGUGGACCCGGCAAGUUUCAGCCUAUUAAAGUGCGCUGGCGUGGUCAAGCCCAGCGCCCCGAAGCCUGGGAGAGCCCAGUCGUUCGACUUCAUCUUUUACUUCCCAAAGGAAAUGCGCGAUCCGCAAAGUCUUCGGAGGGUUCUUCUCUCCUCGGGCGAGGGCCAUUCACUGAGUGCUCGAGUUCGUAUCGCGAAGCACUUGGCAUCGUCUAUUUGCUACGUUCACGCUCUCGGAUUCGUGCACAAGAACAUUCGUCCAGAGACUCUCUUGGUUUUUAAAGACGGGAAAUCCUCCCUUGGAUCAUUAUUCCUUGUCGGCUUCACCAUUUUCCGUAUGGCGGAUGGCCACUCCAUGCGUCUUGGAGACCCUGCACCGGAUAAGAACCUUUAUCGGCACCCCAGUCGUCAAGGGCUACAGCCAGAGGCCACCUACGUGAUGCAGCAUGAUAUCUACAGUCUAGGGGUGUGUCUUCUUGAGAUUGGCCUUUGGAAGUCAUUCGUCCUCUAUAACGAGGAAGAUGGCCAGUUACCGCAACCAACGAGGGUUGAGCCAUUUAUCACCAACGGAAGCUCAACUAAACGUACCCUCGUUGCUCUAGCAAGGGAUGAACUGCCCAAAAAAAUGGGUGACGUAUAUUCCCGAGUGGUUGUCAAUUGCCUUACUUGCCUAGAUAAAGAUAACGCUGAUUUUGGGGAUGAAAGUGAGUUUCAAGAUGAGGAUGGCGUCCUGGUUGCAGUUAAAUAUAUUGAAAAGGUGAUUACAUCUCCCAGACCAUCAUAUAUUGCCUAUCGUUUGGGAUUUCUUCGCUAA
Arthroderma uncinatum is the source of this 1578-nucleotide messenger RNA. RefSeq lists its product as uncharacterized. Gene Ontology annotation, molecular function: ATP binding; protein kinase activity. The record is from RefSeq and is a predicted model, not a curated record. Gene Ontology annotation, biological process: protein phosphorylation. The transcript has 2 exons. Lineage: Eukaryota; Fungi; Ascomycota; Eurotiomycetes; Onygenales; Arthrodermataceae. The coding region runs from base 1 to 1578 and encodes 525 amino acids.